This is a messenger RNA of Mytilus trossulus (common blue mussel), 1592 nucleotides long. RefSeq lists its product as uncharacterized. The transcript has 3 exons. Gene Ontology annotation, molecular function: NAD+-protein-arginine ADP-ribosyltransferase activity. Lineage: Eukaryota; Metazoa; Mollusca; Bivalvia; Mytilida; Mytilidae. The record is from RefSeq and is a predicted model, not a curated record. Bases 75 to 1388 code for a protein of 437 amino acids.
UAAGGUAUUUCCGGUUGUAUUAGCAGUUGCAAUUCCUAUUAUCCGUAAAUAGCCAAUCUGUUGUUCUGGAUAAAAUGCAUGACAACAAUUCUUUCAGCGAUGAAAAUCGUCUAACAGAGGAAUCGCAAGAACGAAAGAUUUCCUUCUCAAGAAGAAAAGUCAUACUCGUCAUUGUUGCUAUAAGUGUAAUUCUCACAACUGCAGUUGUUAUAAUUUGUGUCGAAACAAAAAGCGAUGAUGAAAUCGGACAAGACCAAAAUUACCCGCAAUACAACAUCAUGAAAGACAACAAGGACAUACAAUUCAUGGUAAAUGAAGCUAAAAAGAACAGAUUUCAACGAAUAUGGACGAUUUUAGAUGAGAAACCAUAUCUUAUAAACGUUAUACCGGAAAACGAAUCUUACUCGUUGCUUCACAUUGCGACACUGCUGAACAGCACCGACGCCGUCUAUAAACUUUCAAACUAUUCAUCAUGCGAUGUUCAUGUGAAGAGUGCACCAACUGUCAAAAGGAAAUAUGCAGGAAACAAAACACCAGAACAACUCGCUAAGAAUAAUGUCAUUAAAAUGUAUCUUAAGACUUUUACAGAAGAGCAUCUGAAGGAACGUUUCGGUAACACUCUCGUUUUUUUCACAACUCAAGCAAAAGGUGAGAAAUACAAUACACUAGGACUUCCUUUGAUGUUACUCACAAUGAGUUCUUACAAGAAAACAUUCUUUGGAAACAUAUCUUUAUCUCCGUCUGAUCAUUUUCAAAACCUCCUUAAUUACACAUUUCAAAGUUCAAAGGUUCGUCUGAAAAAUGUCCAGAAUGAAGUCAUUAAUUCGCUAUAUGGAUUCGACGCUAAUUCGGCCAAAAUGCUUCGAGUAAAUACAACAGUUCUCUUCUAUGGGAAGAUAGUAAAACUAUAUACAGGAAAUCAUGUUUAUAUGGAAAUGAAUAAAGCACUGAAGCGUGAAGCUUUGUUUGAUUAUAAGACUUACAGGCCUCGAAGUAGUGCCCUUCAUUUUGGACCGUAUGCACUUAUGCUUGACUCAGUUCUGACAUUUUGGAAAGAACUAACACCAUAUAAUGAAAUAACAUAUAGGGGCGUUCCUGUAAAUAUUUCAAGUCAUUACCAUGUCAACAUGAUGUUUGUGUAUUUAGAUUUUAUUUCAACCACAGACGAUAAGCACAUUGCUGAGAGCUUUGCAGGGACACACGGUAGUGUGCUUGUGAUAGACAAUACGCACAUUUGUGCGUGGCAACCACGUAAUAUCGCUCAAUAUUCCGAUUUCCCACAUGAGCGGGAAUACUUGUAUCCCUCUGGAGCGGAGUUUCUAGUAACCGCUAUGGAUGGACGACAUAUUUUUCUGAAACUGGCAAACCCUUUAUUGAAAGGAAAAUAAGAAGACAUGGUAUGAUUUUUUCCCCAAUGAGACAACUCUCCACCCGAUGAAUCUUUACUGUAAAUACAUCACUGUACGUCAACUAAAUGAAUGCAGCUAUAACUUUCGAUUUAAUACUUGCCGUCUAAAUCUAUCCUGAAUUAGUUUGACAAUUAUUUGCCUAAAACUUAGCAUGAAAGAGCGAUUUUUGGUCUAUGAAAUGUC